This is a messenger RNA of Triticum aestivum (bread wheat), 652 nucleotides long. RefSeq names its product protein RKD4. The record is from RefSeq and is a predicted model, not a curated record. The coding region runs from base 104 to 499 and encodes 131 amino acids. NCBI's taxonomy places the organism in Eukaryota, Viridiplantae, Streptophyta, Magnoliopsida, Poales, Poaceae. The transcript has 2 exons. Gene Ontology annotation, molecular function: DNA-binding transcription factor activity.
GGCGCCACGUCGUGUGCGCAAGAGCAGCGGUGGGGCACGCCCAGCCGCCGGUGGGAAAAGCCUCGAUCACAUAGGGUUUGAGGAGCUACGUACGUAUUUCUACAUGCCUAUCACCAAGGCGGCGCGGGAGAUGAACGUUGGUCUCACCGUGCUCAAGAAGCGCUGCCGAGAGCUCGGGGUCGCCCGCUGGCCUCACCGGAAGAUGAAGAGCCUCAGGUCACUCAUCCUCAACAUCCAGGAGAUGGGGAAGGGCGCAACGUCGCCGGCGGCUGUGCAAGGGGAACUAGAGGCGCUUGAGAGGUAUUGCGCCAUAAUGGAGGAGAACCCGGCGAUCGAGCUGACUGAGCAGACCAAGAAGCUGCGGCAGGCCUGCUUUAAGGAGAACUACAAGAGGAGGAGAGCGGCGGCCUCCGUCAACUUGCUCGACCAUUGCUACAACGACUUGGCCAGUCAUGAGCAGCAGAUGCCAUUGCCACAGAUGGGUUUCUUUGGGUUCUAAAGGGACAGGAAUUCACAUUAACGGUAUAUAUAUACUGGGGCAUAUACUGAAAAAGUAAAUAAGUAACCCACUGAAACGAUCAUAGAUGAUCGAUGGGUAUUCGGCACCUUUUUGCGUCAUUUACAUUAUGCAAUCAUUUCUCUAUGAAUUAGU